Messenger RNA from Strongylus vulgaris, 729 nucleotides. NCBI's taxonomy places the organism in Eukaryota, Metazoa, Nematoda, Chromadorea, Rhabditida, Strongylidae. The record is from the annotation of a GenBank genome assembly.
CAAGCUUCUGGAUUCCUGUAUCCUUUGGAAAAAGGCUUCCUCUAUAUACACAAACCACCUAUGUAUAUACGAUUUGAAGAGGUUGCAUCUGUUCACUUUGCUCGUUCGGAUGUCUCAACGCGAUCCUUCGACUUUGAAAUUGAGCUCAAAUCUGGUCAAGUGCUCGUUUUCAACAGCGAUAAGAACUAUGCGGAAGAUCGUUUUGCUGGCUCGGAUGAUGAAAUCGAUCCGUACAAGGAAACGGUUAAAGCAGAAGGAAAGGAGCGCACAGGCGCAGAAAGUGAUGAUGACUCAGAUUCUGAAGACGACGAUUAUGACCUUGACGAAGAUAUCAAGAAACGGAAGGAAGACCGCGACUCUAGCGAGGGAAGCGGUUCAGAGCCUGAGGAAGAGUUUGACUCUGAUGCUGGAUCUAGCGAGAGUGCCACCGGUGGUGGCUCAGAUGCCGAGGAAGCACCCAAAAAGAAGAAGAAGAAGGAGAAGGAGCCAAAAGAGAAGAAGGAACGUAAGGAAAGGAAGGAGGGUAAGAAGGGAAAGCGUGAAAAAGAUCCAAAUGCACCGAAGAGAGCUCAGUCUGCCUACUUCCACUGGCUUAACGAAAAUAGAACAAAGAUCAAAAAGGAAGGCGAUACUGUGGCUGAUGUAGCUAAACGUGCUGGAGAGAUGUGGAAGAAUAUGGACGCUGAAGCGAAAGAGGUGAAAGAAUAUUUCUGUUCCAUCAAGCAUUAA